AUGUUCCUGUUUAGGAAAAAACAACCCCCCGCGGAGGAGGCGCAAGGGGAGGAGAAAAAAGAAGAGGCCAAAGAGAAGGACGUAGUGGUAAGCCAAGGGGAGGCCCAGGAGAACGACCAACUGGUAUGCCAGGGGAAGACCCAAGAGAAGGCCUCAGUUAGCAACCCCUUCCAGAACAUCCAAAAGGGUAGCCAGGAAGGGAAGACAGAAAAGGAUCUACUGCAAAAUGAUAGUGAAAAGGAAGGGGAAACAAAAAAGAGAAAAGAAAAGAAAGACAGGUUAGAGGAGAAGUCCCAAGAAGGGGAGAAAAAUGAGAAAGAGCUAGUCACACAAGUGGGAAGCGGCGGAGACAGUGAACAUACAGACGGACAAGCAAAACACAGCAGAGUUCCACACGAGGAGGGGACACCUCCUAGUGGUAACCUUCUCCGGAGAGACACGUACAGAUUGAUUCCCAACGGGAUAAAAAAGAAAAAAAUCAACCUGUAUAGCUCAUCCAGCUCUUCCGACGCCUCUUCGGAUGAAGACCUAUUUAGCGGUAAAAAUAAAAGAAAAAUGGAGAACCUCGAAGGGGGGGAAUACGACCAAAUUAGGAAGAAGGAGAGAAGGGAAGAAUCCCAACGAGACAAUCACGUCAGAAGCGGUACUACACCCACCAACGCAGUUAGUGGGAACAGCAAGAUCUUUGCCAACGUUAGCAGUGGGGGUGAGAAACUCAUCUUCUUAACAAAAAGGGACAGAGAAGAAAUGAAGCGGAAGGCUGACAAAGGAGAAAAUGAAAGGAUUCCUAUGCUGGAGGAAGACCAUCCGAGGGGGAAGUUGCAGGGGAAGGACGUCGAAGACGCUAGGGGGAGGAAGAAGGAGAUCGAUAGGAAGACCCACUCGAAGCAUGACAGACCUCAUAGGCUAAGGAGGAACUCCGAGGCGAAUGAGGAGGGAAGGAGGCGGAAGCUGUCAAAUGGAGACUCGACCGACGAGGAAAGCGAUGGAAGUGGCAGAAGCGGGGGAAGCGCUGAAAGCGGCGUGCAGAGCCCUUUGGGCCUGCCCAGCGCGUACACAAAGGUGGAAUCGUCCCUAGCGGAGCUGAACAUGCUUAAUAUCAGCGCCAUCGAACGGGAAAGCCAAAGGGAAAAGGAAUUAGAACUCAUCAAGCAGGAAUACUUAGGACUAAACAAAAGGAAGAAGAAGAAGAUGCAGAAGCCUUCGGAGAAGUUCAGGAACAUAUUCAACUUCGAAUGGGAUCAAUCGGAGGAUACCUCCAGAAAUGACACCAACCCAUUAUACCAGAACAGGCUAGAGCCGCAGCUUCUCUUCGGACGAGGGUACAUCGCAGGGAUAGACGUCCGGGAGCAGAGAAAGAAAAAUAACUUCUACGAUAAGUUAGUGCAGAAUAGGAUUAACUUUAGUGUGAAGAAAGGAGCGACUGAGGAGAAUUCGCUCAAGAAGGACCUCCACCAUAGGGGGAGCGGCACAAAGGCGGGUACCAACAGCGAUAAUGCAGCGUCAAGCGGCUGGACGAAUGGUACUUCUGACCGCUGUACGAAUGGUGCGUCUGACCGCUGGACCAACGGUACAUCUAACCAUUUAGGCAUGUCAGCCCUGGCGAACACGCCGAACCCAAUGGAGCAUCUAACGAACCCAAAUAAUCACUCCCUGAGUAGAAGCAAAACGGGAGAAUUCAUCUACGAACCGAAAGUGACAAACAUCAUCCAGGAUGUUCAGAACAAACACUGGAGUGAGAAGAAGAGAGAAGAAAUGACGGACAGAGAUUGGAGGAUUUUUCGAGAGGAUAACGAGAUUUACAUUAAAGGAGGUAUCGUGCCAGCACCCAUCAGACGAUGGGAAGAGUCCAACCUUUCUAGCGAUUUGUUAAAAGCUAUUAAGAAGGCAAAGUAUGAGAAGCCUACUCCAAUCCAGAUGCAAGCUAUACCGAUAGCCCUCGAAAUGAGGGAUCUAAUCGGGAUCGCAGAGACGGGUUCUGGUAAAACAGCCGCAUUUGUCUUACCCAUGCUUUCUUACGUGAAACACCUCCCCCCGUUGACAUAUGAAACAUCUCAAGAUGGGCCCUAUGCUCUUAUUAUCGCUCCGUCAAGAGAAUUAGCCAUCCAGAUUUACGACGAAACGAAUAAGUUUGCAUCCUACUGCUCCUGUAGAGCGGUAGCAGUGGUGGGAGGAAGAAAUGCCGAGGCACAAGCGUUUGAGCUGAGAAAAGGGGUAGAAAUUAUUAUAGGAACCCCGGGAAGAAUAAAAGACUGCUUAGAUAAAGCAUACACUGUCUUAAAUCAAUGUAACUAUGUAAUCCUGGAUGAAGCAGAUCGGAUGAUGGACAUGGGGUUCGAAGACUCCGUUCAUUUCAUUCUGGACAAAAUACCAACGUCCAAUUUGAAAUCAGAAGAUGAUGCUCUAGCUCUGCAGGAAGAGAUGAUGGCAAAGGCUGGACAUCGUCUCUACCGAUUAACGCAGAUGUUUUCUGCGACCAUGCCUCCAGCAGUGGAGAGAUUGUCAAGGAAGUAUCUCCGAGCCCCAGCAUACAUAUCCAUUGGAGACCCCGGGGCUGGAAAAAGAUCCAUAGAACAAAAAUUAGAAUUCAUUACAGAAGGGAAGAAGAAACAGAAACUGCAAGAGAUCCUAGAAGUGUAUGAGCCCCCCAUAAUCGUUUUUGUGAAUCAGAAGAAAGUAGCAGACAUCAUUGCUAAAUCGAUUAGUAAAAUGAAAUUCAGGGCAAUCUCUCUGCAUGGUGGAAAGGCACAAGACCUGAGAGAACAAACGCUGACCAAUUUUAAAAAUGGAGAUUUCGACAUUUUAGUAGCAACCGAUGUUGCUGGAAGAGGUAUCGAUGUGCAGGGAGUCAAACUUGUCAUUAACUUCGACAUGCCUAAAGACAUCGAAUCGUAUACACACAGGAUUGGACGUACUGGGAGAGCCGGAAUGAAGGGAAUGGCGAUCUCGUUUAUCACGGAGCAGGAUUCACACUUAUUUUACGAUCUGAAGCAGUUCCUCAUAUCUUCCAACAAUAUCGUCCCCAUGGAGCUGGCAAACAAUCCCGCCUCGAAGGUGAAGCCUGGCUCGGUCGUGCACUCCGCAAAGAAGCCCCAAGUGAUGUUUAAGGGGUAG
Molecule: messenger RNA, 3114 nt
Organism: Plasmodium inui San Antonio 1
Lineage: Eukaryota; Apicomplexa; Aconoidasida; Haemosporida; Plasmodiidae
Exons: 1
Coding region: 1-3114 (1037 amino acids)
Biological process (GO): mRNA splicing, via spliceosome
Cellular component (GO): catalytic step 2 spliceosome
Molecular function (GO): RNA helicase activity; ATP binding; RNA binding
Source: RefSeq, a predicted model, not a curated record